Molecule: messenger RNA, 1133 nt
Organism: Ciona intestinalis (vase tunicate)
Lineage: Eukaryota; Metazoa; Chordata; Ascidiacea; Phlebobranchia; Cionidae
Source: RefSeq, a predicted model, not a curated record
UCAGAUCUGUUAAUAUAUGUCAAUACUAACAUGAAAGUUGGACGGGGUGCUCUUAUUGUGGUUGAAGGUUUAGAUAGAAGCGGUAAAACAACGCAAUGUCAGAAGUUAAUCACCGCACUCAAUGAAAAGAACCAAAAAGUGAAAUUACUCAAAUUUCCAGAUAGAACAACAGAGAUUGGUAAAACCAUCAACAGCUAUUUGGUGAAGAAAUCCAAUUUAGAUGAUCGAGCUAUUCAUCUGUUAUUUUCCGCCAAUCGAUGGGAGAAGCGAUCUGAAAUGUUACAAGAUCUAAAUGAUGGAGUUACUCUCAUUGUGGACAGAUAUGCUUACUCUGGUGCUGCAUUUUCUGCUGCAAAGAAGGGUCUUGAGUUAGAUUGGUGCAAAUCCCCGGACAGCGGAUUACCCCAACCUGAUCUCGUUCUUUUCCUUGAACUCAGUACGUCAGUUGCCGCCACACGAGGGGGUUAUGGAGAAGAGCGUUACGAAACAACUGAGUUUCAGAAAAAAGUUGCGCUAAAUUUUCAUGGACUAAAGACAGAGGAAUGGAAGGUAAUUGAUGCUGGACGAGACAUGUUUGAAGUUCACCAGGAUAUGUUAUCGUUUGUUGAAAAAACAAUGGAAAAAGUAAAACUCCAGCCUGUUGGAACUUUGUGGACGUAACAACUGAAUGUGUGAUGUCAUAAUUAAACUUCUGCAAUUACAAACACAUCUGCAUUGCUGAAAUUUUCCUAAAUAUAUUGUUAAUGUUGUGUUAUAGGUGCCUAUCUUUUGGAAAAUCAGGAUGUUCUUUAGACCAUAUCCCAUAUUAGUACAUGUUUAAUUUCUGCACCAUCACCAAUUUAUUUUAUUCCAUAGCAUGUAUGCAUACCGAUGUUAAGUGCAUAUAUUUCUCCUAAAAUUUUCCGUCUUAUUAUAAUUGAUGUGCACUGUUGAGUGUUAAUGUUGUGUUUCCCUUAAUUAAUCUAAAGGGCUAGAAUGUAAAUGUUUAAUUUGACAGUGAUCAGAUGGCAUCUAUGAAUUUUUGUGUGUUAUUUAUUUAAUUUACACAAAAUUGAUCAUGAUCAAAAACUCCAAUGUUGUGUAAGUGACAUUGUAAAGCAUGCUAUUUAUUCACUGACCUAAUUGUUUUAUAG